This is a messenger RNA of Momordica charantia (bitter melon), 1841 nucleotides long. The record is from RefSeq and is a predicted model, not a curated record. NCBI's taxonomy places the organism in Eukaryota, Viridiplantae, Streptophyta, Magnoliopsida, Cucurbitales, Cucurbitaceae.
UCUGCUUAAUUUGGUGUUUUGUUUUUGCAUUUGGCCAAUUGGGGCUCCCCCUCUUUACUUUUUAGAAAAAGGGUGGUGGUUGGUUCAUUGGGGUUGACUUAUUUCACAACAGAGACACGGAGACAGAUUUAUUGUUAUUAUUCUCUUGUGGGUUUUGUGAUUUCUUGUUUGAAGAAUCAGUGCGAAGGAUUUCUUAGUAUUUAGGCGUUCAAUGUGUAAUUUGCAGAAUCUGAGCUUGGGAUGUUUCUGAGGAACGUUUUGAAAUUAGUUUCUCCCUUUUCUUCUUCAAAGAAUGCUGAGAUUUAUGACAUGUUUUAGGAGAAGAAUUCAGCCACUCGUUUUGGUUUCUUCUAAUUUUGAUGUUCUAAUUUCAGAGAUUGUGUAUAUGUCACUAUCAGUAGUUGUAGAAGCUGGGAAAAGACUUUUGGACUCCAAUCAUUGAUGCCUUUUCUUGUUGAUAUAUUUGCAUUUGUAAUUGCCAUUCAUAUUUUGGCCAAAAACGUGUUCUCUGUGCCAUUAGUAACUCCUUCAUCCUUUCUUGUGAACUUGUUUUCUGCUGAGCUCGACAAAGGGAUGAACGGAGUGCUUCAAUCCGCCAUUUUCUCUGAGUUUUUCGUUUUUCGGGUGAAUGAGUCGACUAUCGAGCUAGCUCGAAGCGUGGACAAUGGACAGGAAUGAUUUAGGAAUUAAUUAUGUUUCCAUAUUUAGGCUGAUGCACCAAAACAAGAAACUUUUUGUGUAUUUUCAAUGUCCCCAAGUUAGCAUCUUGUUGGAUUUGAACCUCUUGUUUUGCUUGGUUAUUAUUAUUCUCGAUGAUGUUUAACAUUCAAAAUUUGACUGUGACUGCUACUUCCUUUGUAUCCAAGGCGGGACAGAUUCAUGGUAAACAUUUCAUCACGUACAUUGUGCACGACGUGAAAAUUGGUAUCAACUAUGGUGAGCUUAAGAAGGCGCAGGCUCUUGGGACUGUGCUCUGAACUUUUUUGGGACUUUUCAGGGAAAAGUUCAUUUGUAGCUCCACUUCCUAAGUUUUCAGAUAACGGAACCGCUCCCGAAAAUCCCAGCCCGAGUAACAAACUAGUCACAGUGCAUCCCAUGUCUUCUGAUGAUGUUAACCUCACAGAUAGGAGCUCUGUUGUGAAUAUGGAACCCAAUUUUGCAAGUGCAUCGGAUUUGACCUCGCAGAAAGAACAAUCUAAUCAGCCAGCGUCAGGGCAUCCACUAAAACAUAGAAAGAGACAUAGGAGAAAGAACUCUCACAAUCAAGAACUGACGAUUAUGAGAGGUGUCUAUUUCAAGAACAUGAAAUGGCAGGCUGCGAUUAAGGUAGACAAGAAACAGAUACAUUUGGGGACGUUUGGUUCACAAGAAGAGGCUGCUCAUUUGUACGAUAGAGCUGCUUUUGUGUGCGGACGGGAGCCAAACUUCGAACUGCCAGAGGACGAGAAGCAAGAACUCCAGAAGUUCAAAUGGGAAGACUUCCUAGCAAUGACCCGCCAUGCUAUUACGAACAAAAAGCACAAGAGACUUGGCACAGGAUCUCCAAAGAAGCCCGGAGCUUCAUCACUACCAAUCGACACCACCGACUACAAGCACAGGUUCAACGGGUUUCCCUCGCCCGAAGACACUAACUCAUCCAUCACUUGAGUUGCUUUAUCUCAAGAAGAAUGGAAAAACUUUCAAAGGUCCAUUCAAAAAAUUUUCCCCCCUCAAGUAAAUGUGUUUUUAGGCUAGAAUAGAAUACAUUGUCUCUUUGAUUAGAAAAUUCUUACAGUUCAUUUUUUUUCCCAACUAAAGCUUGUAAUAUGUUCCAAAUCAAUGUUAAUUUGUUUUUAGCAGAA